Messenger RNA from Sturnus vulgaris (Common starling), 865 nucleotides. It is a transcript of the gene H1-8, whose product is annotated as H1.8 linker histone. The record is from RefSeq and is a predicted model, not a curated record. Gene Ontology annotation, molecular function: DNA binding. Gene Ontology annotation, cellular component: nucleosome. Gene Ontology annotation, biological process: nucleosome assembly. Lineage: Eukaryota; Metazoa; Chordata; Aves; Passeriformes; Sturnidae.
GCUUUGAGGCUGCUGGGGGUGUGAGUGUCUCGGGACUGGACUCCAGUCCCAAAUGAUCCCUCUUCCAGCAGCCAAAGCUUCUGGCAUAGCCCGGCGCUGCCAGGCCCAGCACCCCCCAACGCUGCAGAUGGUCAAGGAGGCUCUGCGGGCCCACGAUGAGAAGAAGGGUGCCUCCGUCGUGGCCAUCAAACGCUUCAUCCUGGCCAAGUACCCCAGCGUGGACCCCAUCCGCCUCAAGUACCUGCUGAAGCAGGCGCUGAGCAAGGGGCUGAGCUGUGGGGAGCUGGUGCGGCCCCACAACUCCUCUGCUGUGGGGGCUACUGGAACCUUCAAGCUGGCACAGAAGAAACCGCGGCACAAGCUGGGCCAGGCAGACCCUGACAGAGGACAGCCCCGAAAGCCAGGACAGAAAGGGGCCACCAAGGCCCCUGUGGCAGGAGCACAACAGCCAGGUGCCACCAAGCAGCAGCCAGCAGCCACCAAGCAGCCGAAGACGAAGCCAGUGAAGGCCAAGCCUCGAGCAGCUCAGAAGCCCAGCAGUGAUAGAGCAAAGCAUGCCCAAGCUGCUGAGGAGCCCCAGGCUCGUGGCACAGGGCCUGCAGGGCCCCCAAGAGCUGCUGGCCACCGCCAGGGCCCCCGAAAAGGACGCUCAGGACCCAGCAGAGCUCUGGCUGCUGAGAGUACAGGAGAGAGUGACAGCAACAGUGACAGCUCUGCAAGCUCAGUGACACUGACAGCUGGGGUGAAGGGGCCCCAAAAAGCCCCCAGGGGAAAGAGCAAGGGGAAGGUGCCAAAGGGGGCACAGCAGAAUGCCCCCAAGGCACAGGGAGGUCAAGAUCAGGCAAAGAAAGCAGGGCCCUUCUGA